CUUUCAUUCCCCUCACUCUCUCACUCCAACAAAUUAAAAAAAAAUUACCUCUUCAUCUCUCUACUACCGAUGGCUCUCGACGCUCUCAACUCGUCCCCCGCCCUCUCCCGCCGCUUCGACGACGUCGAGCCUAUGCAGUGGCCCAAAUCCAAACGCUCCAAGCGCCGCGAUCAGUCCGAAGACGAGUACCUCGCCGUCUGCCUCGUCAUGCUCGCCCGCUCCGGCGACGAAUCGCCCAAAUCCGCCAAUUACAAGUGUAGCGUGUGCGACAAGGCUUUCCCUUCGUACCAAGCGCUGGGGGGCCACAAGGCCAGCCACCGCGGCAAGGAAGCGUCGGACGAAAGCAACCACUCCUCCACCGCCGCCGCCGCGGCGUUAAACCCUAGCGGGCGGAUCCACGAGUGCUCAAUUUGCCACAAGCGGUUCGGGACGGGGCAGGCGCUGGGCGGGCACAAGCGGAGGCACUACGAAGGCGUGAUCGGAGGCAGUGCCGCCAAGAGCCGCUCGACCUCCUCCGCCGCCGCCGCCGUGGCUCGGGAUUUCGACUUGAACAUGCCGCCGUCGCCAGAGCUACACUGUGAUGAAGAAGUGGAGAGCGCGCUGCCGCCUUUAUACAAAUAAAUAUAUCUGUUCGAAUGCAUAAUUAUAACUUACUACUUUUUACUAGUAGAUAGAAUUAUUUGUACACAGGAUUGGAAUUCUUUGAUUCAUUAAUCAAAUUAGUCUUUUAUUGUGUUGUUAUUA
Molecule: messenger RNA, 744 nt
Organism: Salvia splendens (bonfire salvia)
Lineage: Eukaryota; Viridiplantae; Streptophyta; Magnoliopsida; Lamiales; Lamiaceae
Product: zinc finger protein ZAT6
Exons: 1
Coding region: 70-621 (183 amino acids)
Biological process (GO): regulation of DNA-templated transcription
Cellular component (GO): nucleus
Molecular function (GO): DNA-binding transcription factor activity; transcription cis-regulatory region binding
Source: RefSeq, a predicted model, not a curated record